UUAUUAAAUAGUUUCAAUUUUUUUCUUAUUAAACCAAGCUAGGUAUAACACAUUUAUACUAUUUUGGCUAAUUUGCAGCUAAUUAACUGACUCAUUGCCACCUUAAGUUGAAGAGAGAUGGAGAGAAAAACUAGGAAAGGGGAAGAAAACCAAAAAACAUUGAGAAAAAGAGAGAAAGAGGCAUAGAGAGAAAAGAUAGAGGAGAGAGAGCCUCUCCCAACUAAUACACUCACAAAUGAGCUUUAAUAAUUACAAUUAUAUAGAUAUAUAAUAAUUAUAUUUCAUAUAAUCGCCAUUGAAGAAAACUUGUUUGUUUCUCUUCAAUGGCUACCUUAUUAUUCCACAUUAAUUCACUAGUUGUAAUUAUAUUGUUGGUCAUUCAAAAUGGGUUAGCCCAGCCGAGUUUCUAUCCUUUGCCCGGACAACUUAGUAGUGGAGAAGGCUUUAGUAGUAAUGGAAACGGUUUAGGCUUCUUCUCAUCACAUUUUCCUUUCUUGCCCAUUGGGGAUGAUCCUCUAGCGCCACCCGGCGGUGAUGGUGGCAGUGACAAUGGCGGUGGUGGCGGCAAUGGUAAUGAUACACCGCCGCCAGGGGAUGAUACAAGUGCUCCGGCUGACGAUACAAAUAAUGGGCAAUUUGACCCGAAUGCGGCCCCGGAUCUUCCAACGAAUUUCAAAGGAAAUUGGAGUAUAGUUUGUAAGAAUAGUGGUGUGUCGGCAAUGCAUAUGAUUGUUCUUCCUAACAAUAAGGUUUUAAUAUAUGAUGCUUCGGCUUUUCAUAUAUCAGACAUAAGAUUAGCAAAUGGUGAAUGUGUUCCUUUCGUAGAUAAGAAAACUAAUAAACAGCUCCAAGAUUGCUGGUCUCAUGGGGUCGAAUUCGAUGUUCUUCGCCAGCGAGGCAAUAAUAUAAGACCUCUUAAGUUAAAGUAUGACCCAUGGUGCUCAUCGGGAGGCCUUACAGCGGACGGUAAAUUGAUAGGAACUGGCGGGUGGGACAAUGGAGUCAAAACAGUUAGAUAUUUCAAACCCUGCGACACUUGUGAUUUCCUUGAAUACCAGAAACCCUUGGCCGACCCAAGAUGGUAUGCAACACAAAUAACGGUCGACGAUGGGAGAUUUCUGGUGGUGGGAGGGAGGCGAGCAUACUCGUACGAGUUCGUACCAGCAAUGGGAGAAUCAAACACUCAAGCCACAUUCCUAGCAAUGCUUGACGAAACCACUGAUUUGGACGAAAACAAUCUCUACCCAUUUGUCUACCUCUCCACCGACGGCAACGUCUUCAUCUUCGCCAACAACCGCUCUAUCCUCCUCGAUCCAAAAACUCACCAAGUCGUUAGAGAGCUGCCCCCACUGCCCGGGGGUGCCCGAAACUACCCGGCAUCAGGCAUGUCAGCGCUCCUUCCCAUUCGCCUCGAUCUCGUCCAAGACAAAAACGACGUCGUUCCAGCUGAAGUCAUUAUAUGCGGAGGAGCCAAACACGAAGCUUACGCUCUCGCUGGUAAAGGCACUUUCAUUCCUGCCUUGGACGAUUGUAACCGCUUGGUUAUAACGGACCCUAACGCCGUUUGGGAAACCGAAACCAUGCCCUCACGGCGUGUUAUGGGAGACAUGUUAAUAUUACCCACCGGUGAUUUAUUGAUUGUCAACGGCGCUCAUUUAGGUACUGCAGCUUGGGAUUUCGCUGAGGAUCCCAAUUUCGUGCCUCUUCUUUACCGGCCUGAUCAACCCGUGGGUAAACGGUUUGAAGAGCUCGAACCGAGCGAUAUCCCCCGGAUGUACCACUCCUCUUCCGCCUUACUGCCCGACGGAAGAGUACUCAUUGGCGGUAGCAACACCAAUGUCGGGUACAAUUAUACUGCAAAGUACCCGACGGAGCUCCGGAUUGAGUCUUUUGCUCCGCCGUACUUGGCAGCGGAGCUGGCAAAACACAGGCCAAAAAUCAUGGAGAAGUCCGCGAAGAGAGCGGCUGUGCUUUCUUACGGACAGAAUUUGGACAUUGAUUUUGUGUUGAAAGGGCCGCGGACUAGCGCGGCCGAGAUCAAGGUGACGAUGUACCCGCCGCCGUUUACGACGCACGGGUACUCGAUGAAUCAGAGGCUGGUUGUUUUGGAAUUGAAAGAUCUCAGCCGUGUUUUGAAGGGGCAGUAUAAGGUUUCUGUAACGGCGCCGGCGACGGCGGUUUUGGCUCCACCGGGUUAUUAUAUUUUGUUUGUAGUUUAUCGCGGAGUUCCCAGUGAGGGAAUUUGGGUGCGGAUUCAGUAAGUAAAUGAUAGAUUGAAAUAUUUCAGGUACUGUUAAUUGUUUCUUUUCUUUAUUUCUUAAUAACUACUAUUGUUUGUUGUUUUAUUUUCAUGUG
Molecule: messenger RNA, 2355 nt
Organism: Cannabis sativa
Lineage: Eukaryota; Viridiplantae; Streptophyta; Magnoliopsida; Rosales; Cannabaceae
Product: aldehyde oxidase GLOX1
Exons: 3
Coding region: 324-2261 (645 amino acids)
Source: RefSeq, a predicted model, not a curated record